Sardina pilchardus (European sardine) is the source of this 4211-nucleotide messenger RNA. RefSeq names its product IQ motif and SEC7 domain-containing protein 3-like. Gene Ontology annotation, molecular function: protein binding; guanyl-nucleotide exchange factor activity. Lineage: Eukaryota; Metazoa; Chordata; Actinopteri; Clupeiformes; Clupeidae. Gene Ontology annotation, biological process: regulation of ARF protein signal transduction; actin cytoskeleton organization. The transcript is spliced from 12 exons. The record is from RefSeq and is a predicted model, not a curated record. The coding region runs from base 7 to 2451 and encodes 814 amino acids.
AUCGAAAUGCUAGAGCACAAAUAUGGAGGUCAUCUCAUCUCUCGCCGUGCCGCCUGCAAGAUCCAGACAGCCUUCCGCCAGUACCAGCUCAGCAAGAACUUUGAGAAGAUCCGCAACUCGCUACUAGAGAGCCGCCUGCCACGACGCAUCUCGCUGCGCAAGGUGCGCGUGCAGAACACAGAGGGCUUCUCCGCUGAGCGGGCGCUGGCAGAGGGAUGUGGGUUGGCAGGUCUUCCCUUGGCACGCUCCCCAUCCUUACCAGCCACUGUUGGGGGGAAUCUGACAGAUCUAGAGGAUUCUUUUAAUGAACAAGUGCAGUCACUGGCCAAGUCCAUUGAUGAUGCGCUUAGUAAUUGGAGCCUGAAGACUAUAUGUUCUCUACAGGAUGGUAGCACUUAUCAGUUUAGUAGUGAUAGCUUCAGCUCAGUGCGGACACAUCAGGGUCUUGGAGAAGAAGGAGACCUGUUGAACCCGACAGCCCUCCAAAGUCACAUAACAACACAGGUAGAGAAUCAAGAGAAUGUGUCUCGCAAUACCAGCAAGUUGAUGAUGGCUUUUCGGGAUGUGACAGUGCAGAUUGAUAGCCAGAACUUCCAUAUGUCAUCCUCUGUGAUGGAGUCCUCUACUUCUGUGUCACUGGGGAACUUUGUCCAACUGGGAGAUGCAGGGGAAGAUCCAAGAGAUUCACAAUUCAUGCCAAAAGAGAAUACUGUGGCAGCAGAACAGCAGCAGCUUCUCGUUAACCGUGAGGAACCAACUCCUGUCGUGCCAGAGUCUGGGGAGAUCCUGGAUGAAGAUUUCCCUGCGCCUCCUUCCAUUGUGGAAGAGAUCGAGGAGGAAGAACAGCCACAGCAGGAGGAGAAACCUUUUCCAGUACCUCUAGUGUUAGAGAAAGAAGAGGUUUCAGAGGAGGAAUUCACAAUAAAAAGCACAGACAAGUCCUCCACUUCUGUAGCACCUCCACAGGCAGUAAGUAGUGGUAUAAGCACAUCUCCAGUAUUAGAGGUGCUGGAGUCCAAGCACAGUGAAUUAGAGGCAACAGACAACAGCUCAGAACAGAUGAGCAGUAGCAGCACAUCAACUUCUGCCCGCUCUGCCUCUGAGGCUUCAUCCAAAGAGGCCCUUCAGACUAUGAUCCUCAGUCUACCACGUUAUCACUGUGAGAACCCAGUCAGCUGCAAGUCCCCCACGCUUUCCACUGACAUUAUGCGGAAGCGUCUCUACCGUAUUGGCCUCAACCUUUUCAACAUAAAUCCAGAUAAAGGCCUUCAGUUCCUCAUCUCUCGUGGCUUCAUUCCAGACACACCCAUUGGUGUGGCCCAUUUCCUUCUUCAGAGGAAAGGCCUAAGCCGACAGAUGAUUGGAGAGUUUCUAGGCAAUAGUAAGAAGCCCUUCAACCGAGAUGUGCUUGAUUGUGUAGUGGAUGAGAUGGACUUUUCGGGGAUGGAAUUGGACGAGGCACUAAGGAAAUUCCAGGCGCAUAUUCGAGUUCAAGGAGAGGCACAAAAGGUGGAGAGACUAAUCGAGGCCUUCAGCCAACGCUACUGCAUGUGCAACCCAGAUGUGGUACAGCAAUUCCAUAACCCAGACACCAUCUUCAUCUUGGCUUUCGCCAUCAUUCUCCUCAACACGGAUAUGUACAGCCCCAACAUCAAACCUGACCGUAAGAUGAUGCUGGAGGACUUCAUCCGGAACUUGAGAGGAGUGGAUGAUGGAGCUGAUAUACCACGGGAUACAGUUGUAGGUAUUUAUGAGCGUAUACAGCUGAGGGAGCUCCGCUCUAACGAGGACCAUGUCACCUAUGUCACCAAGGUGGAACAAAGCAUCGUUGGAAUGAAGACAGUGCUCUCAGUACCCCAUAGGCGACUUGUCUGCUGCAGCCGACUCUUUGAAGUAGCUGAUGUAAACAAGGCUCAAAAACAGGCUGCCCAUCAGAGGGAGGUCUUUCUUUUUAAUGACCUCAUUGUGAUCCUGAAGCUGUGUCCAAAGAAGAAGAGUCCUGCGGCCUACUCCUUUUGCAAAGCCAUGGGACUGUUGGGCAUGCAGUUCCACCUGUUUGAGAAUGAGCAUGGAAUCCCUACGGGCUACUCUGUGGUGAUGCCAAAGACUGAUGAUUACUCCCAUGGCAUCACAAUCUUAUCUCCAUUCUCUGGUCUUGACAAGAAGCAGACCUUGAAUUUCUGUGCUCAGAGUGCAGAGGAACUUCUGAAAUUUGUGGAGGACCUGAAGGAGUCUAUUGCUGAGGUGUCUGAGAUGGAGCAGAUACGAAUUGAAUGGGAACUUGAGAAGCAGCAGGGGAUGAAGCUGCACUCAGCCAAGAGCAGCAGCGGGCAGUUUGAAAUGAGAGACCGACAGGGCUUACCAUCAGGAAGGCGGGAUCUUGAUGAGAAGAGUGGAAAUGGUGCAGUAGAGGCUUCAGACGUACCAGUUCAGCCACCUCUGGAGCCCUGAGAGCGCGUCAUGGAGAGCGCCCCAUGGAGCCCUAUGUCACCAGCAGGGGGAGCCUUUGCAGCUGCAGUGCCAGUUUCAACAACUCUCAGCAUCCACCUCACCUGCCCACAUCCACCUACCUGUUUCCCUGCAUACGCUGCAGCCAAACACCCUCAUCCAUUGUCAACAGAUUGUGAAGGAGAUCAUCCUGGACAAGAGUGGCCAAGUGUGUGUGGAAGCCUAGAACAGUUGUAGCAGUCCCUCACAGCACCAGCCUAUCCAGUGGAUAGUGUUGGCACAACUGUGCUAACCCAACAGGAGUGAAUCCUCACAGGGGAGGAACAGCUCCCAGCCUCCCUCUUCCCCUCCACCAUCCAAAUAUUCCCUCUUAUCCACAGCUUGGCUCACAGGACAUUGUGUGAUGCCCUUCCAGUACAUCACUACCAAAUACAUCUGUGUACAUAUAUAGAACAUAGAGAACAUCUACAUACUGUGUAUUUAUUGACAUUUCAAGAAAGAAAAAGAUGACAGAAGUAAUAAUGAAAGUAUUUGCAUAAUAUUUGCAGACCACAUAUGAAGUUAAAAUAGUUGAUAAAAUGAAAGCUUGAUUUAUCUGUAUUUUUAAAUAUUAAGUAGUUUAGAUUUUUUUGUCUUAUACUUCUUGUCCAUUAUCAAAUAUUUGACAUAGAUAUCAGUCCAAAAUGAAUUAUUGCAUUACACCAUGAAAAGACAAGGAAAUAUUUCAGCAGGUGAACAUCCUCUUCUGCAUACAGAUACCUGUAAUACCUGGACACAAUAUCAUCUGUGUACUGUUGAUUAUUAACUCCUUUAUUCUCUCAAUCACCCAGGACUUUUUUCCCUUCUCCAUUCACUCAGUGGAAUCAAUUUUAUAAAAUCUGGGAGGCAUACCUUGUGUUAGCAUAGUGGAGUUGUGCUGGCUUAUUUCCUAUGAGCCAUAAUCUCCCCAGUGUGUAAAUCAAGCACUUGUCAGCCUAUGCUUGUUGUCUUAAGUCUGAGAUUUGCACAACACUGAAGGCAUUGUAUGUGCUUCGGGUGGAGCAGCCCCAAAGUCAGAGUGUAAAUACUAUUUUCGUGUAUGUUGCCCUUGACUUAGCUUUUCAGCUAUACACCUCUGAGGGCUGGAGUGAGUCAAGUGCCACUACAAGGUGAACAACAACAUAUCACAUUGAGGUCAUCAGUAGGCCUAGUUCUAAUAUUAUUAUUAGAACUGUUAUAGUUAACGUGAUAAUAAUGCGUCAACGCAAUCUCACUCACACUGUUAAAAAAAAAUGAGCGCCAUUCACACAGGUUCUAACAAAUAGCCAGUCAGUGAUCUGGACGGAAGCAGCUGCAGUGUCAAGUCAAGGGAUUCUGAUGAUGUGCACUCCACUAAAGGACCAUCUCUGGGAGAUGCAGAGCCAACUGCCAGUUUUGUUGAUGGUUAGAUGAAUAAAGGUGUUAAGUAUCUGAUAGCAGGUUACAAUUACACACUGUUAUGAUUAGAUUUUUACAGGCAUACUAACAUUAUAUCUCUUGGUAGAUCUAUAAAGAGGAGAUUUUCAUUGCUCUCCUGUAUGUUUACAGCCUGAUUACAUUUCAGCAAAUUGAUAUUUUCCCAAAUAAUAUUAUGCAUAUAAUGUAAAUGCUUAAAAUAGUUCAUUAUUUAAGGAAAAAAAGAAAAUAAUGUGAAAUCAAAGCCUAUAUAUCUGACAUGUAUUUUGUCUAUAUGCACUAUUCAUGCAGUUCAAUCAUGUUCUGCAGAACAUUGUCUCUAUAAUAGU